This is a messenger RNA of Chenopodium quinoa (quinoa), 1444 nucleotides long. RefSeq names its product transcription factor ORG2-like. The record is from RefSeq and is a predicted model, not a curated record. Gene Ontology annotation, molecular function: DNA-binding transcription factor activity, RNA polymerase II-specific; protein dimerization activity; RNA polymerase II transcription regulatory region sequence-specific DNA binding. The coding region runs from base 115 to 957 and encodes 280 amino acids. Lineage: Eukaryota; Viridiplantae; Streptophyta; Magnoliopsida; Caryophyllales; Amaranthaceae. Gene Ontology annotation, biological process: regulation of transcription by RNA polymerase II. The transcript is spliced from 3 exons. Gene Ontology annotation, cellular component: RNA polymerase II transcription regulator complex.
UAUAUAGUCGAACUUAAAUAAAAUUAGCAAAUACAGUUAUACAAUACAUAGGCUUCUUAAUAAAGAAAUUAAACCAAAGAAAAAUCUUUCAUAAAAUUAUAAUUCUUCAAGAAAAUGUUGGCAAUGUCUCCUUUAUGCCCUACUAAUUUAGGAUGGGAGUAUCCCUUAGAUUUAGACACAAACCAAGCUUUAUUUGAUAACUUAGAUUUCGAUUUUGAUACCAUGUUUCUUGCUAAUAUUUCAUCUUCCCAAGCUCAAGAUUGUGAAGUUAAUCAUCAAGUGUCGAGUGAUGAUCAUGGUAAGCGUAGCGAAUCGCCACAAGGUACAAGCUCAACAGAUCAACUUGAUAAUAAUCCCUUGUUAUCCAAGAAGCUUAAUCAUAAUGCAAGUGAGCGAGAUCGAAGAAAGAAGAUUAAUAACAUGUAUUCUUCUCUACGUGCUUCGCUUCCUGGAAUUGAUCAAAGGAAAAAGCUAAGCAUACCAUCAACAAUUGCCCGGGCGCUUGAGUAUAUACCUCAAUUACAAAAGCAAAUUGAAGAUUUAAUCCAUAAGAAGGAAGUGUUUACAUCUAAAAUGUCCAUUAUGCUAGGAAACUCAGGGGAGUUUGUCCUUGAACAAGACCAAAAAAAUUGCAUAAUUAAGGAGACAACGAAAUCGUGUUCGAUUUCUGCUAAUAAGCUUGGAGAUAAAGAAAUGGUGAUCCAAAUAUCAACAUUUGAGAGAGUAUCUAUAUCUGAAGUUCUACUCCAUCUUGAGAAGAAUGGUUGUAUUGUCAUUGAUGUUUCUUCUUUUCAAUCUUUUGGAGGGACAACUUUCUACAGCAUACAUUUGUGGAUGGAAGGAAGCAAUGUUGUAAGCUUUGAAAAAAUGAAUGUAGAGCUGUCAUCCCUGCUACAAAUGAAGCAAAUGCAGAUGGAAGUACCUAUAAGUAGUUCCUUAUAUGAAGUAUAUAUAUAGUGAACGGUCAACUCUUUUGUAAAUUGUACUCACUCCUUCCCUGAAGUAGGAAUCUAAUUAAAGGAUGGAGGGAGUAAUAGAAAAUUCAAAUCCUUUAGAGCAAUUAUCUACUGGAUACUAGUAUUAAAUUAUAAAGUUGGCGAAAUUAGAAAUAUAAAAACUCAUUACUGUAUUAUCUAUCCAUUUACUAUGAUGUAUCUCAUCCUAGACAGUAAUCCUUGCGGUAUAGUGCAUAGCAGGACGACCAAUAAUGCAAAUUGUUCAUGCGACACCUAAAUCAACCUAUGUACAACAAGCACAUAAAAAAAAAAAAAUCUAUAUACGAGGAAUACAAUACUCAAUGACACUAAUUUGUAUCGAGGUAACUAUGAGCACGUAACAAGGGAAGCUCUCGAUGAACUAUGUCCACUUGAGCUACUUCUUACUUCCUAUUGGUUGCCCCCUAUUCAGGCACACGCAUAUAUAGUUUAGUUUACGACAUUACAUA